Molecule: messenger RNA, 1308 nt
Organism: Didymodactylos carnosus
Lineage: Eukaryota; Metazoa; Rotifera; Eurotatoria; Philodinida; Philodinidae
Source: the annotation of a GenBank genome assembly
AUGGCAUCUGACCGUAAGCGAUCAAUAACUGAAACAUUGAAUCAAGUGGACAUUAAACGAAGCAAAAAUGGUAAACAAGUUAUAAGUAAUCGAGGACAAAAUUUUUGUGAAAUAUCCAAUAUUAAUGAUAUUAGAACGCGUACAUUUUCUCACUGGUCUUUGAAACAGCCAUCGAAGAUACAAAUGAUUGAGAGUGGAUUUUUCAAUUGUAAUAUUGCAGAUCGAGUGAUAUGCAUCUAUUGCAAUUUGUUAUGUCAACAUUGGAUACCAACUGAUGAUCCAGCUGAAAUUCAUUCGAUUCUCUCACCCAAUUGUCUCUUCGUCAAAUCAAAUUUAUCUUCGACUAAUGUAGAAUCUCGAGUCAUUCUUAAUAGAAAUUUAACACCAACAUUCAACAAUGAAAUUGUGCCAACUAAAGCAUGUAAUGAGCAAUACACUGAUCUUUCAAAGCGUCUUGCAACAUUUUCGCAAUGGGAUAAAGAACAACCAUUGCCACCCAUAGAUGAUGUAGUGAAAGCAGGUUUCUUCUAUUCUGGUACAGAAUCGAUUAUUACCUGUUUUUACUGCAAUGGAUCAUUAAAAAAUUGGAAGAAGAACGACAAGCCAGCCAUUGCACAUGCACGAUGGUUUCCAUCUUGUGGGUAUGUCAAGCAAUUGUGUGGCGAUGAGUUGUAUAGAAAAAUUCAACAAUGGAAACGAGUCCUACAUCAAGAUCAACAUCAACAGAAUUUAAGAACACUUAACAAUUCGUCAAAUACUAAUUCCCAGUCACAAGGUCCAGAUAAAAGUGCUCUGUCCCGAUUAGUAGCUGCAAGAUUAGAUUUACCCGUUACACAAAAUCUGUUGAAUAAAUUUCAACUAUCGAUAAUAAAACAUUGUUAUGAAGAUCAACUAAGAAUAAAACUUGACGAUUUUUCGAGUGACAGUGAUCUGCAUAUGGCAUGUUUAAUUUUGCAAAAGCAGAUUGAAAUUAUCGAUGGUAAAAAAGAGAAUAUCAUUAUUCCAUCCAAAAAACUACAAGAAAUAACGUAUAGAUACGAGCAAGAACAGAGAACGUUGGUAAGCACAAACAAAGGCAAUUGUGAUAGUACCAUAGCAGACGAUAAUCGAGUACAUGAAGAGAAAUCAAAGCAACUACAACCCACAUCAAAGGACUCAAAUGUUUGUGUAGUAUGUUUAACGGAUGAAAAACGUAUUGCAUGUAUACCUUGCGGUCACCUGUCUUUAUGUGUUCCCUGCGGACACUCGCUUCGUUCGUGUCCCAUUUGUCGACAGCACAUUGAAGCAUUUGUUCGAAUCUAUGUCUGA